Messenger RNA from Anisakis simplex (herring worm), 258 nucleotides. The record is from the annotation of a GenBank genome assembly. Lineage: Eukaryota; Metazoa; Nematoda; Chromadorea; Rhabditida; Anisakidae.
AUGGCACCUGAUAACCUGAAGGACCUUUUGCUCGGCAAUCAGACGGAUGCGGAAUUCGAGCAGAAUAUCGUCGAAUUCGAACGACUCGCGGCUUACAUUGAAACAGAAAACGCUGACGUCGACGUUGAGACAAAACCCGCUGAACUACCUGGACAAAUGCAGAAGAUCCGAAAUGAUCAGGUAAGAGUGUGUGGCGUUGAUGAUUUUUUGACAGUGAGCGCGAUUAGAGCCAGAAUAAUGUUGGUGUCAUUGACGUAA